This is a messenger RNA of Rhagoletis zephyria (snowberry fruit fly), 1472 nucleotides long. RefSeq lists its product as uncharacterized. Lineage: Eukaryota; Metazoa; Arthropoda; Insecta; Diptera; Tephritidae. The record is from RefSeq and is a predicted model, not a curated record.
GUCGCUAAACUGCGCCGGUACCAGUUUUGGAUGCAUCGAAGCACAACAUCGAUAUUUUCGAUGAAUCGUUGUUUUUCCGGCAUAUCUAUAAAAAUAUUUUGGUUGUAGAGGUGUCGGUGAAAUGUUGCCGAAAGAGUAUCUUGACAGCUGGAACGAAUUAUGUCCAGAGUGCACAAUGGUUGAGACUGAUUUGGGAAAUCCUUCGGAUACAUGGCUUACUAAAAUCCUUAUAAGCUAUUUAAGAAUGUUUGGAUAUAGAGUUGAAAUACCGUACGCCGAAGAUGGUACUCGGGAAAGGCGGCUUUAUUUAAUAAAAUUAGUUCGCCAGAUUGAUCACAUAUAUAAAAUAACUGACAAGACAUUUAUAUUUACAUAUUAUGAUUUACUGAAGCCAACUAUUAAAAAAACGUCGCAUAUGUUGAGAAUUCUCUUGAACUAUCUAUAUUACUUCAAUAUGUUUAAAACAAACGUUUUCAAGAUGGCUGCGAACCGAUUGAAAGAACGCCAAGAUUUGAUGGAGGAAGUAAAAUGCACUAUUGCAGAGAAUGAGAAACGCCGUAUUAAAGCAGAAAAGAUACAUGAAGAGGUGACCUACUUUUCCAAACAAGUUCCACUACAAAAAAACGAGCUAAAAUCCCUUAACUCCCAAAUAAAACAUCGGAUGGGGCAAUCACAACAGAUGGAGGAUGCUAUAAAAGACCUAAAAUUAAAAAUAGACGAACUUAAAGGGCAAAUACGAAUUUUAAGAAGGCUAAUUGUGCCCGAAGAGCAGGGACAAGAAUUGCAAACGCAGCUAACUAAACUACAUGAGUAUAUUUCCGAAAGCGAACAACAAACUCGAAACGCUGAAAGCAAUUUGAAGACGCAUAUUGUGGACAAUAAUAAAUUACUGGAGCUUUUAAAAUCUGUUGAAUUCGCCGCAGAAGUACUAUCAUCAGAUUUUGUAGAGAGUUUCAAGGAAACUACUAAGAAACUUAUAAGAACUGAAACCAAGGCUGCAAAUUAUGAAAAAGAAAAGUAUAAAAAAUCGCAAAAGGUUAUUCGACAACAAAAAGCUGUUGAAACCUUGAAGGAGAAGAUUAAACUCGAACACGCUCAAUAUAAUGAGGAAAAACGAGACCGACAUAAAAAAAUAAUGUAUAAGACCAAAGAAAUAGAGGUUUUAGGAAAGCAAGCUGAUACCCUAAAAGUCGAGAUACUUGCCGCAGGAAGUGCUAUAAAUGAUCAGCAAGAAAUCCAUUCCUACAUUCAAAAACAAAUCGCAACAUUGAUGGAUCCGUACAAGUGAUAUAUACAUAUGGAUGUUUCCACCAAAAUAAGGCAAAACGGUGGAGAGAACUAAAAAAAUAAAAAAAUAAAGUUAAUUGUAUAUGUAUUAUUAGUAAAAAUAUUGUAUGAGGGAGAAUAUGACACGCCCGUUAUCACAAUUUACUUCAAAAUAAAACCAACAACGAAUUCCUUUUGAUUAAAUA